This is a messenger RNA of Aspergillus bombycis, 1698 nucleotides long. RefSeq lists its product as uncharacterized. The coding region runs from base 1 to 1698 and encodes 565 amino acids. The record is from RefSeq and is a predicted model, not a curated record. Lineage: Eukaryota; Fungi; Ascomycota; Eurotiomycetes; Eurotiales; Aspergillaceae. The transcript has 4 exons.
AUGCAGGGUUUGGAGAGCGGCAGACAUGGCCUGCCGGACGUAUCCUCGGGUUCCAUAGAACUACAUUAUCUGAUGUUUGUGCCCAAUCCCAGCCAAGAGGGGCCAAUGAGCCAUGCGAUGCGUGAGCACUGGAAACAUCGACGAAGGAAAGAGGACAAAAAGAUUGAGCGGUCGCGAGCAGGCCCACUAUUACGGCCUGUCGAACCUCAGGAUAACAAUAACGGUUGCGACAGACAAAUGGAUAACCACCGAGAAAAUGCACCAAAUGCAACUGCAAGACCCAAGGAGUUACAGAUCAUGUUCGUACCCAAUUUCAGUAACCAGGGAGUAAGGAGCCACGCGAUGCGUGCACACUGGAAACAUCGACGAAGGAAAGGGCAAAAGAAGAUCGAGCGACCAGAACCACGUCCCUUGUUACCGCAUAUGAUAUUACAGGAUAGAGACAACGGCCAUGACACAGAAACGGACGAUCGCCAGGGGAAAGUACCGGGUGCAGUAGAAGCUGCGCAACCCUGCCCUUACAGUGUCCCAGAAAACCAAGAGGUUGAUCUAGGCACACACGCACAAUGUCUGAUUCAGAAUGACACACUCGGCCAAAACCCAGGGAACUCUUGGGAUAUCGGCUGGAAUUUGGAUCCGUUCCAUUUGUUUCCCGUCCAUCUUACUUCUUCACAGAAAAGGAUAUUCCACCAUUGGUUAAAUGUCCAUACGAUACUGCGGCUAGGUGACUGGCCAAUUGCAGAUUGUAUUAAUGAUGUUUGGAUCCCGUUAGUGUUUUCGAAUGUGUCCGCAUUUAAUACGCUGCUAGCCUGCUCUGCCGCACAUCUUUCUUCUUUAAACGAAGCCAUACAGCCAACGGAGGCAUUGAUGUUCAAGGCUCAGGCCAUGAGAAUAAUCAACCUGUGGCUUGGCGAUCCAGUUCAAGCGUUGGAGGACAAAACAUUUCUUGCUGUAUCCAAAAUCAUCACCUUCGAGAGAAGAUGGGGUUCGGAGUAUGAGUGGAAUAUUCAUCAUGACGGCCUGCAGAAGAUGCUGUUCUUGCGAGGAGGCCUAAGUACAUUUGAUGGAAAUAAACCCUUGAAACAUUUCCUUAGCCUGAUUCUUCUGUUGGCUCGGCCAUCUUGGUUUGGUUGUACAAACUUUCUGCCAAGGGUAAUCGUGCAUCCUAUUUGGCCCAUCCUGGAGUCUAGCGGGUGGGAGAUAGCUGAUGUCAACACUCCCCGGGAUCUGUGGCUUUACACUCUCACCCAAGAAAUAUCGACAUUAAGUGUUCUUGAAGGUUGCGAUUCGUAUACAGCACUACCUGCCGUAGUGCUCUUGCUCCGCCGUUCUGCGCAGGAAGAUUCGCAGCUGUCCACUAAUUUUGUAUACAUCAGCUGUCUCAUUGUCUUGAUUAUUAUUAUCUGUGACGUGAAGGUUGCAAAAGAGGGAUACAGAGCGACGCAACCAUUGGAUGGAGAUUUUGAUGACCUGCUGCCUUUGGAUCGGUUCCUCGAGAGCGAGAGGCAUACAUGGUACGAUUCUAUUGCAGGCCUACACGCAGUUUUCUUCGGCAGCAGCCGCGACAUUAGUAUAUUUCUACAAAGAAGUUACUGGGUAGAGACGGAGGAUAUAUUUGGUGGUCAUUGGAAUGCAAACGCAAGAAUUGGUUUUGUUGGGCUUCUCUUGAGCAAUCUUAAUCGAGUGAUGGGGCUAUAA